Molecule: messenger RNA, 273 nt
Organism: Cylicostephanus goldi
Lineage: Eukaryota; Metazoa; Nematoda; Chromadorea; Rhabditida; Strongylidae
Source: the annotation of a GenBank genome assembly
GAAGAGACGAAGGAAGAAGGGACGGAGACGAGUGGAGAGGGGAGUGGAGCGGACGGGAAUGAAGGAGAGCCUGCCCCUCCAAAGAAAAACGAAGCUGCAGAAGGGAGUCCCCAACCAUCUGGGCAAGAGGCAGCACCUGGAGCAACGGAUUCCCCAAAAAGUAAGUUCAAAGAAACUUCAGCCUUUGAUAACUUCCCGAAUUUAGAACUGGGAAGAAUGGCAAACUCAAUUGUGCCGGCAGUGGUCGCGGCAAUUGGAGCGGCUUUGCUAUAG